AUUACAUCCACGUCGGCCUUCCAAUUAAUACUGAAGUGUGCACACUGCAAUGUCGCAUCUUCUUAAGAUUUUGGCAUUAUUAAUAUGCAUUUCUGUAACAAACUCUGUUUACAAAAAGAAGGAGGAUUCAUUAUCAGAUAAAGUUUCCCAACUAACAGAAUGGAACAACAAAAAAUCUGUAAUUCGUUUGACUGGGGACAAGUUCCGGGAAUUGGUUAAAACACCACCAAAGAAUUAUUCUGUUAUUGUUAUGUUGACAGCUCUUCAAUCUAAAAGGCAAUGUUCAGUUUGCAAACAAGCAAAUGAUGAAUAUUUGAUCCUGGCUAAUUCUUGGAGAUAUUCUCAGCAGUUUUCGGAUCGUCUGUUCUUUACGAUGGUGGACUAUGAUGAGGGCCCAGAUGUAUUUCAGUCGCUGAAGUUAAAUACUGCACCAGUUUUUAUGCACUUUCCUGCUAAAGGAAAGCCCAAGAAGGGUGACACCAUGGAUAUUCAUCGGGUUGGUUUUGCUGCUGAACAAAUAGCCAGAUGGGUCCAAGAAAGAACAGACAUCCAGGUUCGGGUUUUCCGUCCACCAAAUUAUUCUGGUACCUUGGCACUGGCCCUGCUGUUCUCUCUGAUUGGUGGUCUACUCUACCUUAAACGUAAUAAUCUUGAAUUCUUGUAUAAUAAAACUUCAUGGGGAAUAGGUGCCUUGGCUAUUAUUUUUGCUAUGACAUCUGGUCAAAUGUGGAAUCAUAUAAGAGGUCCACCAUUGAUGCACAAAAAUCCUCAAACAGGUCAAAUGCAUUAUGUCCAUGCCAGUAGCCAAGGUCAAUUUAUAAUGGAAACCUAUAUUGUUAUGCUGUUGAAUACAGCUGUUGUUGUAGGAUUUAUAAUGCUCAAUGAAGCUCAUACCAUGAAAAGUGAUGGUAGGAAGAAAAGAAUUAUGGCCCUAGUUGGAUUGGGAUGUGUAGCUAUUUUCUUCAGUUUAUUACUGUCUGUUUUCCGUUCUAAAUAUCAAGGCUAUCCAUACAGUUUCCUUUUCAAGUAAUGAGGAUGAAAACUUAGCUGUUACCUUUAAGGUUCUUUUUUAAAUAUUAAGUAAAAGUCAUUUCAGUUACAGUUUUAAAUUUUCUAAUGUUCCUUCUUUAUUAUGUUUUAACCAUUAGAUUUCAUUUUGUAAUUCAUAUCACUAUACUAGUGAUGAUGGGUCAUGUUAACCAUACCCUGCAUUAUAAAUAGCGUAGUCUGUAUUUAUAUUUUAUAUAAGGGCAUCAUUGUAAUACAGAUGAUCCAUGUAAUGUACAGUCAAUUUUUGAUUUAUUAAAGUGAGAGUUUUUUUUGUUAGAAAUGUCAGCUUGAAGCAAAGCCGCUGAUCAUAAUCCCAUGGAUUUUGAAUCCCUUGCAAACAACAAUUUUAUUAUCUCGGUCACCCUUGGACCUCCUAGUUUGGUUUUUUAUGUGGUCUAUUAUCCAGUAUCUCUGUAUCAAGUCGGGGAGGGGGGGGGGGGUUGGAUGGUCGAAUGGUAAGCAUGUGCGUGCUGUAUCAUAAGGCCUGUCAUUGAGUCAACUGGUGUGGUUUUGAAUCCCCGGUUGUAUGUGACAAGAGGAGUAGGGUUGCCUGUCCAACCUCGUGGGUUUUCUCUGGGUCAUCUGGUUUCCUCCCACUGAAAUUAAACCAUAUGUUAGUCCCGAAAUGACCUAGUUUGUGGCAAGUGGACGUUAAACCCCAUUUCUCUCUCUCGCUCUGUAUCAAGUCAAGUAAGAGUUGUGCCCCUUCCCACACUAAAUCCCAUAAUACUUGCAUUGUUAUAAACAAACAUGAAUCGUGACGAAUUCGCAGUAAUUAAAAACAAAUAGAUGUGGCCCAUGAAGAGAGAAAUUUUACAAUAAAAAAUUUUAAGUGUUGGCUAUUGAAUGGCAUGCUUAAAUUAAUUUCAUGGGCAUCAACAUCUUGUUUUAGGACUAGUUACCUCCCUUAGACGUUGUUUACGAUAAUGUAAAAGAUCAGAUGAUCUAGCCAAUGACCUAUUAUUCUCAAAUGUUGACAAUGCAUCCAGACUAAUAUUCAUGGAUGAUAGAGACUACAAUGUUAUGAAAGUUGAAUCUCUAAAAGAAGUGUCUGCCCCAGUAAGCUUCAGUUCCGUUCAGUAUUUACAAAGAUUUAGCAUCGGAUAAUAUAAACAAGCCUGUGCUACCUAUAAUCUUUUUAAUCUGAUUAAAGCCAUUGAUAUUUUGGUGGUGUUUUUCUUUAAUUAAAUGUUAAAUAAUAAACUAAGUACCUUUUUGGGUGGAUUAAGUUGUGAAAAAUUAGAUAUCUAAAAAAACACAUUAGUGGCUUUAAAUACUGUGGUUAUUAUAGUUUUGCUUUAUCAGUUUCAAACGUUUCGAUAUUUAAACUAUGCAAAAACUUUGUAAAACUUUCAAAAUGCUUUAAUCAGAAUUGUUUUAUUCAGUUUUUACUAUAAUUGUAAUAUGUUAGCAAGUAAUAUGGAAGAGCUUACAGUUUACAAUCAUGAGUGUGGGAUACAUCAUAGUCUUAUUUACAAGUUGGAAAAGUUACUUGUAUUGGACAAUACAAGGAAACUUGUCAAAAAUACAUAGACAUGAAUACAGCACAAACAUUAGAAUCAUGCUUUUUCAAAUCUAAUUUGUAUGUAAUUAAAAUGUAGUGUGAGUAGGGUUAAAAUAUUCAGAAAUUACCAUACAUAUUUAUCUAUCUGGUUUUUGUUGUUUUGUAUAUUUUCCAUGUAUAUCUAUUUUGUCAAAUUGUUUAAUGUAAAUAAAAUUGUGGUUAAAUAA
Messenger RNA from Patella vulgata (common limpet), 2781 nucleotides. Its product is annotated as tumor suppressor candidate 3. The transcript is spliced from 11 exons. The record is from RefSeq and is a predicted model, not a curated record. The coding region runs from base 50 to 1030 and encodes 326 amino acids. Gene Ontology annotation, cellular component: oligosaccharyltransferase complex. Lineage: Eukaryota; Metazoa; Mollusca; Gastropoda; Patellidae.